GUAAAGAUGGCCUCCAAUGAGUGGUUCCAUAGCCAAUUAUAUCCCCUGAAAUUAAAAUGAGCAAAAAUAUAUAUCAUUUAUGUCAUAAACAUGUUUUAAAAACACACACAAAGGUUUAAAAUCAAAUGUCCUCAUUUAAUGUUACUCCAAAAUGAUUUCCUGACGGUAACCUCCAUUUCCUACUCACUGUCUGUUAAUAUGUUAUAAAGCAUUAUAUGGUCUUGGUAUUUAUUCAGUUUGUAAAAGUUUUAACUACAUUAAAUUGCAGUUUAGUCAGUAGUGAUACGUGGGUUUAUUUUAAUUAUUAUUAUUAAAUUGUCACAACAAUACAAUACAAUACGACGAGCCGUGAGAGAGCUUAGCAUCGUCCGAGCUAACAUCUCCAGUCAGAAUGCAUUGUCAGGCACUGAACUUCGAUGUAACAUCGUUUAAGCUAAGGCUAAACUCUCCUCUGCUUUCGUGGAUUUAUCGUGGCACAGUUGACAAUGAAUGCUAUGUGCAUGCGUUAGUGGGAGGGAUUAUCCACCAAGUAGGGCAAGUGGCUGAGACUGAGGACUGCAAUUCCAUCCUGCCUGCUUCAUUUCAGUCUCAUCUCCCCGUCGAGUGCACGCAAAGGGACGAAGCCAACGAAACACAGCAGCGAAAGCAGAAAAGGGGCUAAAAUGGUCAAAUACAUGCGACAGCACAGCGAGCUGCUGAAACCAGAGGAGGUCCUGUCGGAAUCGGACGCGUCCAUGGACCAGCAGGAUUUCACAGAGAUGUCCGACUAUUCUUUCAGCGACGUUUUAUACUCUAAAUGUUCUGCAAUGGACCAAAUCGACACUUUUAUGAAGAAUGUACAAGUGCUGCUCGAUGCGGCGCAUUACAUAGAAAAUGUGGAGAAGAACAGUGGAAAAUACGAGCAUGGGUACGCCUCAUUAUAUCCUGAAUCCCAGCCUUCACAUCAACAGAAGCAGCGUAAAUUCAAAAACAGGAAACAGGACCAUAUUCACAAUAGGUCAGCACAUAAUGAACUGGAAAAAAAUAGACGAGCACAUCUGCGCCUUUGUCUGGAGAAGUUGAAGUCUCUCAUCCCUCUGGGACCAGACUGCAGUCGGCACACCACGCUGGGGUUGCUCAACAAGGCCAAAGCACAUAUAAAGAAACUUGAAGAGACUGACCGGAGGAGUCAGCACCAGCUGGAGACCUUGGAGAGAGAGCAGAGGCAUCUGCAGAGGCAGCUCGCCCAGCUGCAGACUCACGGAGAUAGGGAGCGGGUCCGUACAACCAGCCUGGGCUCCAGGGUGGACUCGGAGCGCUCGGAGUCUGACCGAGAGGAACUUGAAGUUGACGUUGAAAGCACUGAGUUCUCCCAUGGAGAAAUGGACAGUAUAAGUACCAGCGGUGCUAGUGACCUGGACGACCACAGCAGCCAGCAGAGCACGGCCAGCGACGAGGGCUACUCCACGUGCAGUCUAAAACUGUCCUUCUCCGCCUGAGACACCAGCCUUCACACCUUCACCUCUGCUGCAGUCUCUAGGACUCCCAGAUACCAGCUUACAGCUCGACACAUUCUAAUUUGCAGCUUUAGGUUAGGUGACAUCAGAGGAACACAUCAAAGAAAGACUCCUCCGUCCAAAUAACCCAGCCUUAACUCCAGCUCUCUCUCCCAAUGUUUCAAAUAGUCUCCUCCUGCCAAAACGUUGACUUCUUUAACUCCAGACUCAAAUUGACCCAACAGUGACCCCUGUCUCCAAAGAUGACUUAGAAAAGUCACCUGAUUUUCCCUUUAUGCCCAGCCAGCUAAAAAGGAUCCACAAUCGCACCAGUGUCAAACUUCCUUUAUUCGAGCUGAACAUCAGAAACCAGCAAGUACAAAAACCAAACCAGCUAGGAACUCAUUUUGGGGAAGUUUGGGCCAUUUGCCUUGUUAAAAAAAAAAGGAAAAAAAAGCCCCUUUUGUUGGAUGAUAACAUCCACGUGGCACUUCUCGACAGUGAACAAGCUAGAGGCAAGGGCUACACUGUCUGCAUUCCAAAAUCGCUGAAUACCGUCUGCUUCACAGCCCACCACUAUCACUGAUCCAUGUGGUAUCUCCUCACGACUGAAGCAGGCGGAAAUCCAAACAGGUGGCGCGGCCCACCUUAGUUGUUUUAAUUUAUUUUGCAUACAAUUAUAGUAUUUAUUUUUGGUAUAUUUAAUUCUACUUCUAGCUAGGAGAUAGUCACGCUUGAAUAAUAAUAAUAAAUAUGUACUGUUCAAAUAACCGUUCUUAGUUUUUUAACAUUUACCAAAUGACUCGACAUGUAAUCAGUCCCGACUCAAGUGUUACGCAGUGCUGCGGGCUCAGUGUGAACUCAGCGGUGUUCUGUCAGAGGGAGGAACCGUUUCUGUCACACUGUGCAUUAAUGAGUGCUUUUCAGACAGUAAUAAGCUAACACACACACACACACACACACUCGUCCAAGCACAAGGCUCCGGCAAUAACACGUGUAGUUUGAAUUUUCUCUCACCCCACCGUCCCCCCGUGUUCGAUACCAAAUUAGCCGACUAGCUCCUCACCUGCUCCGGUAGUGGUAACAGUUAUGAAUAAUCAGCAGUAAGAAUGUAAUGAUUGUAAUUGAGAAAAGGAAGAAAAAAAACAAACAAAGAAAAGCUAUGGUGCAUGUGUAUUUGAAUGUAGCCGUGCUCAUGUUGUAAUUUGCUUUGGAUUGACUUAUAAAUAUAUAUGUAGUAUAACCAUAAACACUACAGAAGAUUUCUUUUUUUUUUUUAGUACAUCAAGUUUCUUACACUUGGAGCCACAUUGCUGACUUGUUCAAAUCACCAUCAGUCUUUCUGGUCCACGGUUCAAGACAGAUCGCCACCAAACUGUGUCUUAACCUGACUACGACUCUUGCACAAAGAUCCUCGUCACAGGUCUUUUUUUUCUACCCAACCUGAUUGGGAAAUUAUAAAUGCACUAUGAAAAAGACUUUUAACGAAGGGAAUUUAACUGCAGCACAUGCCAGAAUGUUCUCUCUUCUGCUUUAUCAGCCAUUCAAUGUGAUUUGUGUUGCAAGAAAAAGGAACAUGCACUACUGGUCUCUGCUAACACUGUAAUAGAUUCUGAUUAACCUGUUUCUGAAAUCCUAAUAAACCUCUUAAUAC
Cynoglossus semilaevis (tongue sole) is the source of this 3129-nucleotide messenger RNA. RefSeq names its product max-interacting protein 1-like. The transcript has 6 exons. The record is from RefSeq and is a predicted model, not a curated record. Bases 663 to 1478 code for a protein of 271 amino acids. Gene Ontology annotation, molecular function: DNA-binding transcription factor activity, RNA polymerase II-specific; RNA polymerase II cis-regulatory region sequence-specific DNA binding; protein dimerization activity. Gene Ontology annotation, biological process: regulation of transcription by RNA polymerase II. Lineage: Eukaryota; Metazoa; Chordata; Actinopteri; Pleuronectiformes; Cynoglossidae.